AUGUGUGCCUUGUUCCAUCACAAAGACGACCUGGUUGUUUCUGCUUCCUUGGAUCAAACUGUUCGUGUUUGGGAUAUUGGUGCUCUGAGGAAGAAAACAGUAUCCCCUGCUGAUGACUUCCUUCAGUUGAGUCAGAUGAACACGGAUUUCUUUGGUGGAGUUGACGCCAUUGUUAAGUAUGUCUUAGAGGGCCAUGACCGAGGAGUCAACUGGGCCUCAUUUCAUCCCACUCUUCCUCUAAUUGUUUCUGGAGCAGACGAUCGCCAACUGAAAGUAUGGCGAAUGAAUGAAGAUAAAAGUAUUCGUGUGUGGGAUGCUACAAAAAGGACUGGCCUUCAAACUUUUUGUAGGGAGCAUGAUAGGUUUUGGAUUCUUACGGCUCAUCCUGAGCUGAACCUUCUGGCAGCUGGUCAUGAUAGUGGCAUGAUAGUUUUCAAGUUGCAGAGAGAGUGUCCUGCUUUCUCUGUGAGUGGUGAUUCUGUUUAUUAUGUGAAAGACCGUUUUCUGCGCUUCUAUGAGUACUCAAGUCAGAAAGACACUCAAGUAAUACCAAUCCGUAGGCCUGGUUCCAAUAGCUUGAAUCAAAGCCCUAGAACUCUUUCUUAUAGCCCUACUGAGAAUGCUGUUUUGAUCUGUUUGGAUGGAGAUGGAGGAUAUUAUGAACUUCAUAUUGUUCCUAAAGACAGCUUUGGUAGAGUUGACACUGUUCAAGAGGCCAAAAAAGGUCCUGGAGGAUCAGCAAUUUUCAUGGCUCGAAAUAGGUUUGCUGUGCUUGAGAAGAGCAGCAACCAAAUUUUAGUCAAGAACCUUAAAAAUGAGAUUGUCAAGAAGAGCUCACUCCCUGUUGUUGCCGAUGAAAUAUUCUAUGCUGGUAUGUUAUUUGGUCAAGUGACAUGGAAAAGUGUUGCUCUGCUAAGCAAACAUUCUAUAAGUAUAGCUGAUAAAAAACUUGUNAUCUGUUUGGAUGGAGAUGGAGGAUAUUAUGAACUUCAUAUUGUUCCUAAAGACAGUUUUGGUAGAGUUGACACUGUUCAAGAGGCCAAAAGAGGUCCUGGAGGAUCAGCAAUUUUCGUGGCUCGAAAUAGGACAGAGGACAAAGUAGUCAUUUUUGACCUCCAACAGAGGAUUGUCCUGGAGGAUCUUCAAACUUCUACGAUUAGGUAUGUUAUUUGGUCAAGUGACAUGGAAAGUGUUGCUCUGCUAAGCAAACAUUCUAUAAGUAUAGCUGAUAAAAAACUUGUGCACCGUUGCACUCUUCAUGAGACCAUUCGUGUCAAGAGUGGAGCCUGGGAUGAUAAUGGUGUCUUCAUAUAUACAACCCUGACGCACAUUAAAUACUGCCUUCCUAACGGGGACAGUGGAAUCAUUAGAACCCUUGAUGUCCCAGUAUACAUCACUAAGAUAUUUGGAAAUACAAUCUUUUGCUUGGACCGAGAUGGGAAAAACCGUCCCAUUAUUAUCGACUCCACUGAAUAUAUGUUCAAGCUGUCUCUGCUGAGGAAGAGAUUUGACCAGGUUAUGAACAUGAUCAGGAGCUCGGAGCUCUGUGGACAAGCUAUGAUUGCAUAUCUCCAGCAAAAAGGUUUUCCCGAAGUUGCACUGCAUUUUGUAAAGGAUGAGCGAACUCGGUUUAACUUGGCACUAGAAAGUGGGUACAUUCAAAUAGCCGUUGCUUCUGCAAAGGAAAUUGAUGAGAAAGAUCACUGGUAUAGGCUGGGGGUGGAGGCCCUUCGUCAGGGUAAUUCAGGUAUUGUAGAAUAUGCAUACCAGAGAACAAAGAACUUUGAGCGUCUAUCUUUCUUUAUCUGA
Molecule: messenger RNA, 1809 nt
Organism: Ilex paraguariensis (yerba mate)
Lineage: Eukaryota; Viridiplantae; Streptophyta; Magnoliopsida; Aquifoliales; Aquifoliaceae
Source: the annotation of a GenBank genome assembly